AUGACAGAAUCGUUGUCCAACAGUUUAAAAGUGCAGCUUCGUUCUGCAGAUGCCAAAGUCCCAACAAAGGGAUCUACCACUGCAGCUGGUUAUGACAUUUACGCUUCACAACCAGGUGUGAUUCCAGCCAGAGGCCAAGGAAUUGCUAAGACAGACAUAUCUUUUACUGUCCCAGUGGGAACAUACGGUAGAAUCGCUCCUAGAUCCGGCCUGGCCGUGAAGCAUGGUAUUCAAACCGGUGCUGGUGUUGUCGACAGAGAUUACACCGGUGAAGUUGGUAUAGUGUUGUUUAACCAUUCAGACAAGGAUUUCCAAAUUAACAAAGGUGAUCGUGUAGCGCAAUUGAUUCUCGAGAAGAUCGUUGAGGACGCAGAGAUCGUUGUCGUCGAAUCCUUGGAGGAAACUCAACGUGGUGCCGGUGGUUUUGGUUCUACUGGUAAGAAUUAG
Molecule: messenger RNA, 447 nt
Organism: Kluyveromyces lactis
Lineage: Eukaryota; Fungi; Ascomycota; Saccharomycetes; Saccharomycetales; Saccharomycetaceae
Gene: DUT1
Product: bifunctional dITP/dUTP diphosphatase
Exons: 1
Coding region: 1-447 (148 amino acids)
Biological process (GO): dUTP catabolic process; dUMP biosynthetic process
Molecular function (GO): magnesium ion binding; dUTP diphosphatase activity
Source: RefSeq, a predicted model, not a curated record